CAGCAGCAGAACAAGAACCUUCCUUCGGGAUCAACAGAUUCGUAAAAAAACUCUGUUGGAUUAAACUAAACGCUUCGAGGUCUGCUGCGAUUUUACAGGAUGACACGACUACGCUUGUUCCUGCGUUAAGCCGUAAUCCCCGAGGUCGUGAUGGAGUGAAGCCGUCCAGGUGUCAGGGGGGAUCGAGGGUCCUUUGUCGUAGUCCAGCAUGGACAGCUUCUUCAAGGCAGCUGUAUGUGACCUGGACAAACUCCUAGAUGACUUUGAGCUGAACUCUGAGGAGCCUGUUUUCCUGAAACCCCCUGCGUACCCGUUCUCCUCCCAGGGCUCCCAGUGUUUGUCUUCCGAGGCCCCUAGUGUCCCGGCCAGCCUCCCGGACCUCAGCUCUCUUCAUUAUGGUUCUACCAGCAGCAGUCACGACGAGGAGGUUGGAGAUAAGCCUCUCACCGGGGUGGACCUUCUCUCCUCUGUGGACCAUAGGCCGCAGAAAAGCUCCGCCCCUCCCUGCCCGGACAGAGCUCUGAAGCCUGUGUGCGACCUUGUGAGCGACACAAGCUCAGCCAUACUGGUCCGGACGAACAGCCACGAUGCUUUCAGGGAGCUGGACGUGGCUGAGAAGCAAAUGGAAGAGGAGGAGGAGGAGGAGGCGCUGCUAGUGGAUUUCAGCAGUUCUGUGGUUGUUGAGGAGGGAGCGGCCGUCAGUUUAAGUGCUCCGGAAGAUCGAACGCUGCUAGAUAGCGGAUACUCGUUGAGUCUGCUGGAUGUGAUUCUCCCUGCAGCUUUGGAGAGAAGCUGUGAGAGCUCGGAUGCGUCACACUCCAUGAAUACCUCCGAUGGAGGACAAACGGACGCUAAAGACGUGGUAAAAAACUCUGCGAGUCUGCAUGACCCGGAGCCUGUUGAAGGUAUCAAAGAAGUGACCUCUGAGAACGAAGAUAAAAAACCACAUGAAGGAGAGAAAUUCGAGUCCUCAGAUGACAAACCGGUUGACUUGCCAUCCCCAUCAAUAGCUGCAGCAGUGAGUGAGGCUCCAGUGGACUCAAAUAUCAUAGAAGAAAUGUCAGAAGAGGCUGCAGAUAUGUCAGAGAGACCUGAGGCAGACUCCCUGUCAGACCUGCAACCAAAGCAAGACAAUGGAGGAUUUCUAGAGGACGCUGGUGACCAGAUUUCAGAGGCUAGACUGUCUGCAGAAGGACAGCACGUCUCUGUUGAGCCUGCAGACCUUUCAUCCUCCAACCCCUCAGAGCCCAGCCCGGUGGAUGCCCUCGAGUUCGGUUUCGAGUAUCUUCCAGAGAGCGAUCAGGCCGAGAUGCUGGUGACGGACGAGGAGUUGGACGCGUUCCUGAGGAGGCACGUUGAAGCGGACCAGCGCGCCGGUGGAGAUUAUGCUCAACCAGAGUCUCUCGCUGAGUCAGAUGAGGUCGUGGAGGAGCGGGAGCCAAGGACCUGUGGUGCGCAGGGACGGGAAGAUCUGGAGCGUCUGGCUUCUCCUGAAAGUGACAGAACUAUUUGUGUGUCUGUUGAGGGAAGUUUUAAUCCCAGUUCUCCAGCUGGAACACGUGACUCCGGCGCACCAUACCAGGAAGAUGCCUCUGAGGUGAGCUGUUCUGUAACCAGCAACGCUUCUCAGUCCCAGCAGAGCAGUAGCCCUGAUCAGCAGCCCUCCUAUGGAGGUGCAAGACCUAAACAGCCAAACUGCCAAAGACCUCCACCAGCAGGAGGAGAAAGAGGAGGAGAAGGAGAAGAAGAAGAGAGGGAACAGACUGAGGGGCUCAGCCCUGAUCCUGAAGAUGAGGAGAGUUCAGCCACAAGUCCAGCAGAGGAGCAUUGCAGCUUCAGGAGUUCCAAUCAGGAGUACCAGGACUUAGGGGACUACUCUGUGGGGUACGACGAGCUUUCCGAGCCACCGCCGUAUCCCGAGGAGCUCCCUGCAGAUGCUGCCAGCUCAGAGAACUGGCAGAAAGAGGGUGUGGAGGAGCUGGGGAGCAGACAACCGGAGUGGGUUCCCGACGCCGAAGCUCCUAACUGUAUGAAAUGCUCCCAGAAGUUCACAUUCACCAAGAGGCGGCAUCACUGCCGCGCCUGCGGGAAGGUGUACUGCGCCAUGUGCUGCAACAGGAGGUGUAAGCUGAAAUACCUGGACAAGGAGGCUCGAGUGUGUGUCCUCUGCUUUGAGAGCAUACGCAGAGCUCAGGCCCUGGAGCGGAUGAUGAGUCCUACGGGUCCCAGCCCAAACCCCAACGUCCCUUCUGAGUACUGCAGCACCAUCCCUCCUCUGCAGCAGGCUCAGGCUGCUGGCACGCUCAACUCCCCCCCUCCCACGGUCAUGGUGCCUGUGUCUGUCCUGAAACACCCGAGCAACGAUGGUUGUCCCCGUGAGCAGAAGCGAGUCUGGUUUGCUGACGGAAUCCUGCCCAAUGGAGAGGUGGCAGACACCACCCGGCUGUCAGUGACCAGCCGCAGGAGCUCCCAGGAGUUCAGUCCGGACCAGACGACACCUGGCUCAGAUGGUUCGGAGGAAGCGGUCGGUUCCUCAACUGCUCCCGAAGCCUCUGAAGCUGUGGACAUGGUCCGACCUCUGGUGUCCGGACCCUGGGAUUACUCGCUGCUCUCUGGAAUCGGAUCUUCUGUGAGGAGUGUUCCCAGUCUGCUGCCAGACAAUGAAGACGAGCUGCCGCCAUUGCUCAUCGCCACUGGAGAGGACGAAGGAGGAGAUGUUUUAGUUGAAGAAAGUCCAGCUCCCUGCCAGAUCCUGCACCUGCUGGAGGAGGGAGGACCUCGUCCUCUGACGUUUGCUCUGAACGCCAACCUGCUUGUGAAUGUCAAACUGGUUACAUACUCCGGGAAGCAGUGCUGGUGCUUCGGAUCCAACGGGCUGCAGGCUCUGGGACAGAGGGAGGUGGUGUUUCUGUUGGAGUGUUUACCAGAAGAAAAAACUCUUCCACGGGACCUUUUCUCUCUCUAUCUCAACAUUUACCAAGAUGCCCAAAAAGGAAAGUUUGUGGAGAAUCUGGAUAACGUGACCUUCACCAGCAGCUUCAUGGGCAGUAAGGAUCAUGCAGGGAUCCUCUUCUUCUCCCCCACCUGCCAGCCUCUGGACGGCCUCGCCAUCCCCCCACCGCCGUUCCUGUUCGGCCUCCUCGUGCAGAAACUGGAGGUACCCUGGGCCAAGGUCUUCCCUCUCAGGCUGCUUCUGCGGCUCGGAGCUGAGUAUGCCGUGUAUCCCACUACGCUAACAAGCAUCCGUUUCAGGGAAUCAGUGUAUCGGGAAACAGGACACACCAUCAUGAAUUUACUGGCUGAUCUUAGGAACUACCAGUACAGCCUGUCGGUGGUGAAGGGACUGAGGAUCCACAUGGAGAUGGGCCACAGCUACAUCGACAUCCCUAAAAGCAGCUUCAGUGAGAUGCAGAAAGUGGUGAACGCAUCCAACGAGCACGUCAUCAGCAUCGGGGCGACGUUCAGCUCGGCGGCCGACUCUCACCUGGUGUGUUUCCAGAACGAGGAGGGAAAUUAUCAGACACAGGCCAACAGCAUGCCGGGGAAGACUCGCACAGUGACCGGCGCCAGUUUCGUGGUGUUUAAUGGAGCCCUGAAAGCUUCGUCGGGGUUCAUCGCCAAGUCUAGCAUCGUUGAAGAUGGGUUAAUGGUUCAGAUCCCUCCAGAAACCAUGGAGGCUCUGCGCUCUGCCUUCAGGGACCAGACGGACUUCCACAUACCCUGCGGCAAGAACGACGGCGGAGAGAUCCGAGAAAAUGUCACGGUCCGCUGGGUGGACUGGACUUCACCCGUCAAUACUGGCAGAACCAGCGGGGUUGAUGGCAGACCUCUAGAUGGCGUUCACAGCGUUGGGAUGCAGCAGGACGCAGAAUUUGAGUUGGACGGUCGCACCAUCAGAUGCACAGAGGUGUUCUACCAGCUGAAGUCUGCUGACUGCAGCCUGCCGUCGGUGCUGUCGUCCUGCAGCGUCUUUCAGAAGGAGAUUGCUUUGGCGACCUGCAGUGCUCUGACUCCUCGCCUCGCCGUUCUCGCCUCCAGCGGCAUCAACUCGCUCUCGCUUCGUAUCUCCACGCAGGCUGACAUGGUGGAGUACCAGGCCGGUUCUGGAGGCAGGCUCCUCCCCCAGCGCUACAUGAAUGAAAUGGAUGGCGCUCUGAUUCCAGUCAUCCACGGAGGUAGCACUAGCGUUCCACAGACUGCCAUGGACAUGGAGUUCGUCUUCUACAUCACACACGCCAUCUAACCAAUACACGCUCAAAUUCCUGUGACGUUAACGGUCCUCUGGAGAGGGAGUGGCUAAGCAGCCCUCUCGCUCCCUCUCUGAGGUUGGUUCUCUGGCUACCGACGGUGUGCCGUUCUCACCAAAGCUGCUUUAAUACUUCAAGCCAAACACUAAACACGGAACAUGACAACACGUAGCCAGACUGUUCCGCCUUCCAGGCUCCGCCGGAGCUCCUCUGUGAAUGUUUCCCACAGAUGCUCUAACCAAGUGUCAUAUCUGGAUGUAUUUAUUAUAUUUUCUUAUGGGCUCACCGACUGAACGCAGCAGGAAGUGUUCGGGUGCUCCUCACACACUCCUGACAUGGAUUUGUUCAUUGCAAGGAUGGAAAGUAAAACAUCUUAUUUCCUCUGAUUUUGAACAAAGUUUCUUGCAUGAACACAUGGAGCCUCAUGCAGGAGCGUUUUUGUUCCAUCACCGCCAGAACCUGUGGCUGACGAGGUCAUCGAUGCUCUCAGAUGCCGCCUGUUCAUCUUCUUAGACAAAAAACAUUCAUUAACAUCCCCGUUACUGUGCAUUCACACCGAAGCUUCAAAAUUGCCUGUGGUCGCUCAGUACGCUUGCAUCGCACCGCUGGCUGACGCCAGCAGAAGCUUGCAGCGGGGGGGGCUUUCAAGUUGCGCUGCAGAACUGGAGGGAAAAAAGUGUAUAUAGCCUACAUAUUUUUAUAUAUAUGUAUAUAUAUAUAUAUAUAUAUAUAUAUUGGAGCAGUAGUGAAUUUGGUCAUAUUAUUUAAACUGUGUUUUGUGAUUAAUACACACUGUUUUUAAUGAUUUUGCGUUGGAUCGAUGUAGCAAAAUAAAAUUGUUCAGACCAAACAGCUCCUCAACCAUCAGUUUCGUGUUUCACAUGAGCAGAGAAACCUAAAAACAACAGUCAAAUCAGCAAAAAUGCUUGUUUGCUAGAUGUAAUAGAUUAAUUCCUGAUAAAAAAAAAAGUUUAUAUGUGCACAGCUAUAUGCAUGUGAAUGAGUGUAGUUGAAGUUUGUGUGUAGACGAAAGUACAAUGUGCAUUGAGGCUUCUUGCUUUGGGAAUCCCAGUCUGUGAUUGGACGCUGCCUCGGCGUCGCUACUGCAUAAAGUUGAAAUUCUCCCAACUUCAAAUUGACCCUCUGGACGCCUCCAUCGCACCACUGCCGCCGAAGCUCCUCCCGCCUUUUCUAGCAAGCGAUCAUUGAAAACGAAUGGCAGCCGGCUGCUUAUGAUGCUUUCGGUGUGAAUGCAAGGGUAAAGUUGGCCACCAGGUGCAGAGCCAUUUCUAACGGCUAGACAACUAUGCAGCUGGACGCCAGAGCCUCAACGUUCGCGUCCACAUCCGGUUUUUAAGGACCCAUAACUCGAAAUAUUUAAGUACUUUGUUGUGAAACGCUUUAAUUACACCUCGUGCACCAUCUAUCUACACUCCCUAAUCCACCACUUUAUAGUUGCAAAAGGGGAUUUAUUUUUUAUUUAUUGUUCUGACCUGCACAAAUUUGUGGGUUUAUAAAGUCAGAAGUUCUGAACUUAUGCGCUCCGAAAUUCAGAGUUGUCACUUGCAAAGUGGCCAUGUAAAAGUUUAAGGAUGAUUUUUUUUUUGCAAAUAGAUUUUAAAUUUUUCUCACAAAUUUGAGUUUAGACGGUUUUCUGUCUAAAUGAAGUCAAGAAUUUAGAAUUUUCUCAUAAAUUUGGAACUUUUAAGUCAGAAAUUCUGAAGCUAAGAAAUUUAGUUCAGUAAUUUUUUUUCGAAUAUGAGUUUUUAAUUUGGAAAUCCAGAAUUUUCAUUGAAAUGCAAGUUUUGAAGUUUGAUGCUCCUGCGCUGCUCUCAUGCGCCGUUAGCUCAGCUUGAAGUUGAACGUCAACACUGCAGUGAUUUAUAAAUUCAGACAUUUCUUUAAAGCCACUGCAUUUAGCAACACCACUCCUGACCACACGGGGGCGGGGGGGCUGUGCCUCGGAGGAACAGAUGGGCGCUCCAGUCAGUUGCGGGAUUCAUCCUCCAGUUACGCUACAGCCGAGUCCACUCGUCUCCUGCUGAACACUUGCUCCUGAGGUCCUGCUGUUAACAAACAACAGAAGGUCAAAAAUAUCCCUCUUUUGAUGAGAAAACGUGACCAGAGGAAGAAAAGCGUCCGGUUCGAUCUGAUGGUUCUCUCUCCUGCUGCAGCACUUGGCCUUUCUGGCUCACGGCACAACAAAUUAGCCGUUAUCCAGUCAGCUCGCACUGCAAUAUGCACUUCAAACUAAAAAUUCUUAGAUUUUCACAACAAACAAUGCUGACACGACUUUAGUUUGAAUGUUUAUUUCCUACAUGAGGCUCACUGUGUCACGAACACGGGUUUCCAUCGUUGUCCAACUCAAACUGUGAUCUUUUCUCUUGUGAUAAAUGUGCUUCAAACGGGGGGAUGAUGAAACCACGUCCUACUUCCAGAGCGAACGGACCCUCUCCAGGCGGCCAGCGAUAUCCCUAACAAAGCGAAACCUCAUCGAAGUGGACGCAGCCUUAAGUUCACGAAGACACCGACAUCCUUAUCUUCAGAUCAAACAAAGCUGCUUAUGUCUCUCCUCUAAAACGUCAGGACUUAGUCUGGUUCUUUCGUAUUUGAUCUUAAUUUCCAGGAGGUGAAAGAAACUGCUGCAUCUGGGAGACACGUGUGACGUAGGCUACAGCAGACGAGCAUCAACAGAAGACAAAUGUCCUAAGUGGAGCAGGGGGGUAUUCCAGAAAGUGGGUUUUGUGAAAACUCUGAGUUUGCUAACCCUGAGAUGAGGGAAACCCGGAGGUUUCAGUUCCAGACGGCGAUGUAACUCAAACUCUGAGUCAGUUACUACGGCAACUGAGCCUCUGAACCUAACCUGCUCGCUAGCAGGUUUUCUUCAAUAAACCCAAUAAACUAAGUUUCUCUCUGUCUCCUCCCUCAGUGGCGUCAAUUCAGCCAAAGGGUCUUUACGCAAUACGCAUCCGUUUUCUGCACCACGGACAGCAAGCGGCAGAGUUAGAGAGCAGAAAAAGCAUAUUUGACGCAAUUUAACUCAUUCGGUUCACUUUAUUCACUAUGUCAGUGCAACAAUAUCACAGGGACAUCCAAGUUUAACUUCAAACAGUUAGAGUCCAAAUGCAAAAAGGAGAGGGAGGAGCAAAAGAGAGAGAGAGAGUAAAAAAAAAAGUCAAAUAUUUCAAUAUUUCCCUUAAACAGAUUUAUAAGAGGGUAGGGUGAUUUGAUGUCUUACCUUAAAAUGAACUUGCAUAAUUAAUCCAUCAGUGGCUACCAGCCUCGUUAAUAUCUGCUGCUGCUGGGGCAACAUUGGACCCAUCACUUGCCUUCUUUCUUUUUUUUUUUUUAAAUUGCGUGGUUGUCUGUUUCCUUUUCAUUUUUGUAAGUUAGUAACACUGCAGAGCACGCUAAAAACGAGAUUGAUAGCGACGACUGUCGUCAGGGACGCUGGGACAUCACAUUUCAAGAUAUGAGGGGGGUACAAGUGUUGGGAAAGAUAAUACCUAGUGAAAUCCAUCAUGUUGUUCUGAUAUGCAUUUGUAGUUAUUUUAUAUGUAUUAAGUAAUAGAAUGAAUCAAUACAAUUAGACACAGAGUAAUUCCAUAAAUGUAUUAAAAAAAAGCAAAAAACAUUUACAUUUUCCCCUGAAGCCAAGGUGUGGCGGCUGCCAAACCUUGCCAUACCCAAUUGACGUCCCUGAUCUGACAGUGUGCUUAAAUGUUAAAUGAAUACUGCAUUCAAACUUACACAUUGACUGCAGCAACUUUCUCCCACGCCAAUUGUCUCUCCUUUGCUGCUGCAGGUGUGUUGCUUUUUUUCCAAAAUAUGUUCUCAUACUCACCAUACGCACGUAUUAACACUUCUAACUCCAGUGGCGUGAAGUAUGUGGAUCUUUUGUUGUCGCCGGUUGCCAUGGUGAAUCGUUGUAUCAGGGCUCCAUUGACGAUGGCUUUUUAUUUUCUUCAUGCACGUGCUUAACUCAAGGUUAACAAACUCAGAGUUGAUUGAACUAACUCAUACCUGCUGUUCUGGAACCGAAAACUCAGAGUUUCCUAUCUCAGGGUAAGUUAACUCAGAGUUCAGGUUUAGACUCAGAGUUUGUUGAACCUGCUUCCUGGAAUACCCCUCAGGACACUGGUGGACGGCUGUUGUUGGUUUUAAAGUAAAGACUUAUUGAUCCAAGGUGUUAGUGAUUCAGAGGCCAUGUUGGUUGUUCUGAAUACUCUUAAAUGCUCAUCACAUGAGGCCCCCGCCACAUAGCGAUUGGUUUGGUUGAGUCCGUUCCGGGGAAAUGGUUGUGAUUGUGAGCGUUUAACCGAGAAGUCGAGCAGCAUUACAACACAACGCCUCUCUGAGAUUCUCACCUUUAACGGCUUGUUAUCUUUUAAACUCCUGAGUUCAGAUGUGACGGGUAAGUUAUUGAAUCAGGCCGACAUUUUCUGGGAAAAGAAUAAAGAAACUGUAAUUGUCUGUUCUUCGGUCGGGGGCAUAGACACUGAAAUUUAAAUAUCAGCUGAGUUGUGGGCGGAGCCUGAGCUGACCAAUCAGAGCAGAUGCUGAGUGCUCCAGCUCUGCUGUCUCAUGGGGACUCUCCGAAGAUUGGAGCGCGGAGACGAAGCAUCUGUGCUUGAGGUAUCCGUGUAUGAGCUCCGUCAUCCAGGUCCGGCUCCAGUUCCUCCUGUUUCAGGUCAAAUUCCGCAUCACGUCCCGUCCAACCUGUCAGCUGACUGUGUCCACAUGUGUAGGAAAAUAUGCCGAGAUUGUGUCAAAGUUCUUUUUGUAAGGAUUGUGAAUUGUUAUUUUUUUAAAUCGUUGAUAUAAAAGUAAAAAAAAAAAAAAAAAAAAAAACCCAGAAGAGUCAAUAUUUUUGAUAGGAAGCUGACAAAAAAAGAAUGGAUUUAAUUUCAGGAGUAAAAUGUUGUAAAAAUUCUUUAGUUCGCAGACAGCAGCUCGGACCUCAACGUCAACGAAUGGCGGCGGUUCACGCCUCUGUGUCAACGCGUCCAUGAGACGCUUGACGUCCACAGUUGAUCAACAAAGGUCUGUUUGAAUGACGGAAUAACAACAUUAGAGGUUUCUAAAGGUAUAAAACAUGUGGUCCGUCACUGAACAUGUCGACCAGCUGGGUUUCAGUUAGUUGUGUUCAGGAUCAACCGGAACAUCCGACCAUUCUAAUCUGAAGUUGUGCCGGCGGCGUGACGGUUCCACAUUCUGCUUCUCCAGACUUUCAAAGGCUCCGAGCCAACUACAACCGUCGUUAUCCUGGUCUUCAGAGCACCUGGUUUUAUUUUAAAACAACUUUGAGUUCAGAUGAGCCUUAUUUGCAUAUGUCCUCCAGGUGCAGAUCAAUCCCGCCCCCCCAUCUGUCUCCACUUGGGGCCACCCCCACCUUGGAUGUGAUGCAAACAUCUUUCAGCUGCCUCUGGUACCAUGACAAGCUGACUGGCAGUAAAGUGUCUGGUUUACCUAACUAAUGACAGCAGAGUGAGUGGGGAGCAGGGGCGAAGAUGAACGGGUGGCCUCACUGGAGCGCACAGACUUUCAGUUCACAAAGUAAAACCACUAUCUGGUGGUUCAGAGCUGCAGAAUCCGGGACCCCUGGAAAGACAGAGCAAGCAUUAGCUUACGAACAAAAAUGCUUCUCAUGCUUGGAAACUUGCCCGAGAUGGACCUGAGAUCCUCCGACAUCUCGGCAGGUCAUUUCAUAAAACCUGUUUGAGUUCACUCUCUCGUCCAGAUGCUCGUCUCCCACUCCUCUCUGCGUGUUUAAUGAUUUAUUUGGGCAGGUUUUGGUCGCGGCCUGCAGCGAAGCUAUGAUGAAACGGCCGAGCGCUCGAAUGUAUCGAUCAGAGUUCAGCGUCGCUGCUGAACUUUGGAGCGACAAUGAGGCUGUUUUGCAUGUCCUUUAUCAGGUCAGGAACACUUCUGGGGGGCUAAAUAUUCAUGAGUGAUGAAUAACUUCUGUCUCAGUUGAUUUAUCAGCUUUUCACUGCAUUUAUUUGAAGUUAAACAUAGUUUAUGCUCUUUGUCUUAUUUAUUCAUAACACCAGCUUUAUUUUGGCGACCCGGGGUCUGAAUAACUUGUGUAUUUAAAUAAUAAAGUUACUUUUAUGAUCCUGUA
Messenger RNA from Cololabis saira (Pacific saury), 10371 nucleotides. It is a transcript of the gene zfyve16, whose product is annotated as zinc finger, FYVE domain containing 16. NCBI's taxonomy places the organism in Eukaryota, Metazoa, Chordata, Actinopteri, Beloniformes, Belonidae. Gene Ontology annotation, molecular function: metal ion binding. Gene Ontology annotation, biological process: endosomal transport. Gene Ontology annotation, cellular component: early endosome membrane. Bases 209 to 4243 code for a protein of 1344 amino acids. The record is from RefSeq and is a predicted model, not a curated record. The transcript has 19 exons.